UUUUUGAUUUGAGAAGGUACUACCACAGAAAAAUUGUGAAGUGUAAUACAUCAGAAUUACAGCAAAAAUGUUUAAAAUUAUCGCCAUAUGUUGCCUUAUGGUAACUAUUGCCAUCUCUUUUAAAAAAGUAGACGGUCAGUAUGUAUAUAAGCCUGCGUAUAUACAAAAAGAAUCUGUUACUUCUCAGAGUCUUGAACAUAUAAAGGCUAGCUUGGAGAAUUCUCUACUAGGGUACCUCCACAGUCUCCAGAGUGUCGAAGCUUCAUGCAGUGUAGUUACUCAUGACGCACAGAAAGUUGUUCAAGAAGUGAAGUCGAUUUUUGAUUCUUGUUUAAAAAACUCAAAUGAAACGUCUGUUAUUGAAUCAGGUAUACAAAAAUUGACGAAUAUGGCAAAUGAUUUGAAGAAAAAUAUUACGGAAUAUGUACAUGAAAUAUCAACGACAUGCAGAAAGACCCCUUUCAAUCUAACUUCGUGUUACGGUGCAAUAAAGACAAACAUUGCUAAGGUAAGUCUGAAGGAUUUAGUUGUUAUUGCGGCAGCCGAGGUUCUUAAGGUUGUUCCUGGUAUCCAAAGAUUAAUCCCUUAUGUCCCAAAUGUGAAAUUAUGUUAUGAAGACCUAUCUCAUCAAUUCACUCCAGACUAUUUGAAAGGAAUUUACCACGAUUUGAAAAAUUGUACCCAAAGCAUUCAGCACUUAUUUGGCGCAUAAAUUAUUUGUCAAUUAA
Messenger RNA from Camponotus floridanus (Florida carpenter ant), 728 nucleotides. RefSeq lists its product as uncharacterized. Bases 68 to 712 code for a protein of 214 amino acids. NCBI's taxonomy places the organism in Eukaryota, Metazoa, Arthropoda, Insecta, Hymenoptera, Formicidae. The transcript is spliced from 4 exons. The record is from RefSeq and is a predicted model, not a curated record.